CUACCCCCCUUAGUAAAACAUUCUUUGCCAUGUUGGCAUUCAGCCGGCGAUAAGAGAAGAAAAGCUAGGGAGAGUAAUAUCUCAAAACUCCCAUACUUGUUGAUAGUCUAAUCUUGUAUUACUCGUAUGUAAGAAUGCAUGAUGGGGGCGCUACAAGUACGACUACGAUAUUUGCUAACAUUUUUAUCUCUUUUAUUGGUGCUGGCAUACUGGGAAUGCCUUAUGCCUUCAAAGUGGCUGGUGUCGUCGAAGGUUGUGUCAUUAUGGCUUUAGUAGGGAUCAUAAGUGUCAGAGCAAUGCUUCUUAUUGUUGAUUGCAAAAACAAAUUAGUCAGUAUCAAUUGGUCAAGGGGAAAAUCUAUAUUAACCAAAGCAAAGGAAAAGAUAUCAGAAGAAAAAGAACCAUUUUCUAUUCAAGAUGGUGCUAAUUUAGAAGCAAUUAUGCAACAAGAACGUGAAAUAGACUAUGGUGAUUUAGGUUUUGUUUCUCUUGGUUUGACUGGAAAGGCAAUAGUUGAUAUAAGUAUAGUUGUCUCUCAAAUAGGCUUUUCCUGUGCGUACCUUAUCUUCAUAUCUGAGAACAUUGCAGAUAUGACGUCUGAUCGCUUCUCAAAAAAUACUGUUCUCUUGACCUUGUUACCACCUUUGCUGGUCCUAGUGAACUUUAGACAUCUAAAGCGCCUUGCCAUUUUUAGCAUGUUUGCAGACUUUGCAAAUGUUUUUGCGUAUUGUGUGGUCUUUUGGUUUGAUUUUGAACACUUUGAUAGAGUCAAACUUCACCCAAAACUAGCAAACAUAAGUGGCUUGCCAUUUUUCUUGGGGAUUGCAAUUUAUUGUUAUGAGGGUGCUGGUAUGGUGCUGGCACUAGAAGCAUCCUGUGCAAAGACAGCCAGAUCAAAAUUUCGAAGUAUUUUAAAGUUUACACUGACCUUAGUAACAUUACUAUCCAUGGUUUUUGGCAUUUGUGGAUACUUGUCUUAUGGUAUUAACACGAAUAACAUCAUAACAAUCAAUUUACCUAAAGGACCAUUUCCUUAUAUAGUCAGAGGCUGCCUGUGUUUUUCCCUUUUCUUUACUUAUCCAGUUAUGAUGUUCCCUGCUGUUGCAAUACUCGAGAAGCAAAUCUUUAAUAAUGGCAAAAUCUACUACUAUUAUGGGACUCUAAUAAGAGCUGGUGUGGUAGUGGCAAGUCUUGUUAUUGUGCUUAUCAUCCCAAACUUCUCCAUACUGAUGGCAUUGGUUGGUUCCAGUUGCUGUACACUCCUCUCUUUCAUCUUACCUGCAUUGUUCCAUUUACAGAUAUUUAAAGGUGAACUUACAUUUGUCCAGAAAACAGAGGAUUGCAUUAUAAUAUUUGUAGGAAUAAUGGGAACCCUGAUAGGAACUCAUGAUGUAAUACAAAGAAUAUUAGAGCAGUGAAUUCUGAAAGAUAAAUUGUGGUAACCUUACGCUCUAUGUACAGCGAAUUAUACUACCCAAGCAUUCACACAAGGGAUCAAAUAUUAUUUGAAUGAUGACUUCAGUAACACAAGGCUAUGAUAUUCAAGGUUAAAAGUUUAAAGAUAUAUAUUUCAUCCAUACUGCCAGAAUGGAAUCACCAUUUGUAAAUUAAGCGUUAAGGCAGGGAGGAUUUCUCUUUUCGACACUUAUUUUCAGAAAAUUAAAAUCAUUAGUCGGAAAUGUGAAACCAUGUUCUGUUGUUGUAAAGGAACUAGAUUAGUUAUAAAUCAAAGGCUGCCAAGCAACGGUUUUUACGAUAGAUUAUGUGGUAUGUUUUAUAUCCUAGCAUCUUUAGGAAGACUCUUUCGUUUCACUCUCAAUGCAGUGGGUAACAGCUGGAAUUUAAUAUGUUUUCUCGGGAGUAAGCUUGGCGAUCUGCCUCUGUCAUUAUUGGUAAUAAUUGCACAUUGCUUUUGAUAAACAAUUCAAUAAUCAGUUCCAAACCAUUCCGACAAAUGUUCUAUUAUAGUUGAGAUCAGAGUUGAGAUAAGACAAAACAAAGGGUUAUGCCGGCAUGGGAUUGCAAGCUAAAUACGAAGAUUAACUUUAUAUUUUAUGUUAAGCUAUGGCGUUUUGGGGUACGAAAAUGAGAUGCCAUUUGAUUUUAAAAAAGUAAUUCGCUGUCAGCUAUCAAGGAUUAAUGGGAUGAUGUAUCACAAGUAUUGCGCAAUGUCAUUUUUGAGAAACUAAAAACUCGAAUAGUUAGGGCGGUUCGUGCAUCUCCUUGAAAACUCCUGGGAUUUGACUUUUUUGGUUAAUUCUUGAAAGUGCAAAUGUAGUUGUUGUGACUUGGAAGCUGAGACCACAAGCUUUUUUGGAAAAACACUUGAAAAAAGAAUCUAUUUUUCUCGAAAAAGGAAGGGGCACACCAGUAGGACGUCCGCAAAAAAAAACAUCACUGAACUACUCAGGAUAACCAACAUAUGAACCUCCCAAAUUAAGAAAUAAAAAAUAUAUAUUAACUAUUUUGAUAUAAACUUGGCAAAAUCCAGUUUUGACUGCCUGUGUUUUGGUAAGAUAUGAUACGUUUACAACAUUCAAAAGGGCUUUAUUUACAUGUAAACGGCACUCAAAACGUACCUCGUAAUCCAAAUUUCCACUAAAUUUGGUCUCGGUUUUUCAACUCAACAACAAUUCUGCAAUAUCUUAAUAGAUAUUCAAUAAUUUUAGGGUAAAGAAAGGCGGUUUUUAAUGGUAUUGUCAUAAUUUGUAAAUAAUUUAAUAUAGGAAAGCCUCAAAAGAUAUAUCGUAUAUUCUUGUAACAUGCUAUAUCUUUUGUAAUAAAAUAAAGGCAUUGAAUGAAGACAACUG
This is a messenger RNA of Actinia tenebrosa (Australian red waratah sea anemone), 2810 nucleotides long. RefSeq lists its product as uncharacterized. Gene Ontology annotation, cellular component: vacuolar membrane. Gene Ontology annotation, molecular function: L-amino acid transmembrane transporter activity. The record is from RefSeq and is a predicted model, not a curated record. Lineage: Eukaryota; Metazoa; Cnidaria; Anthozoa; Actiniaria; Actiniidae. Gene Ontology annotation, biological process: amino acid transmembrane transport.